AUGUCGCGAGGUCGCCACGCGGACGAUAUUCUCAACAUAAAUGUUGGCGGAAAGAAAUACACCGUUCGAAGGACAGAUAUGCUGGCAGAUCCACGGUCGAAACUAGCCGAGUGGUUUAAGCCUGGGACCGUGAAGCCGAUAGCAACGGACAAAGGUGGGAAUUACUAUCUGGAUCGAGAUCCAAAGACGUUUCGCCACAUUUUGGCAUAUUUACGUCUGAAGAAAGAAAAGUUUGUACCAUCUCUUGCUUUGCCCAGUAAACCGGACGAUUUAGCUAAGCUAGUCGGGGAAUGUGAGGCUUUGAAUCUUGCCGAACUCAAGGAUCUUGCUCUGGAUUUGCUUCAAAAGUAUCAGCGUACAGAGGAACAGCAUUAUGUGACAUCAUUUGUUCAAGUCACGCUACGUGACUUCGAGAGCUGGCAGUUCGAGAGAGAACAGAACCAAAUUGCUCUGAAGAAAAAGGCGUCGAACGAAGAAGAGUAUCAGCCGAAUUCCGCUUACGAUGAAUGGGACAACCUUUAA
Molecule: messenger RNA, 522 nt
Organism: Necator americanus (New World hookworm)
Lineage: Eukaryota; Metazoa; Nematoda; Chromadorea; Rhabditida; Ancylostomatidae
Exons: 5
Coding region: 1-522 (173 amino acids)
Biological process (GO): protein homooligomerization
Source: RefSeq, a predicted model, not a curated record